AUGGAGCAAUCACUUCAAACCCAAGAGCCCUGUCCACUCACCCUAGAGACCAUGCCUCCAGAGAUCAGAAAUCAGAUCUAUGGCUGCCUUCUCGAUAGUAGGGCUUGUGAUAAGUCGAUGGAUACCAAUGGUAAAAGUAAACCCCACUUCCACACCAGCAUUCUCUAUGUCAACAAGAAGACAUACAAGGAGGCGCAUGGUAUUCUGUAUGGAUCCAGCGGCCCCAUUGUCACCGUCACCUUCUACAUGGAUGGUAUUGAAGCUGCUCUCAAGCGAGGUUUGGUUUCUUUCCACACGAGCAGGUAUACCAGGUCGAUAGCUGGGCGACAGCUUCACAUCAUUGUCAAACCAACGUUUGUGUCAUUUACCAAACGAGAACCUUUCGUCUUCGUUCUCGUUGGGAUGGAGGAUAUCAAGAGCUUCUAUCGUUUCCUCAAAUUCCUCAACUGGGGCGAAAACGAUGGCCGUGGUAUCAGCUAUGAGUUCAAUUUUGAACCGUACCACAACGUUUUCGAAGAUGCUCCUUCCACUUCAGAUGCGUCUUCUCAGGUCCAUAAAGAUCUGGUCGAGGCAUUUUGUGGACUUCGUGCCUCUUUUCAAACUUGCACUUCUAAGGGCCUCGCUAAUUCCAAUCUUGAGGCAUUCUUCGUCGGGAAGCUCAAUGACCGGGUUAUUUGGCUCCAAGGCGAAAUUUUGGAACUAUGGAUGAACAGUUUUGAGCUCUAUCAGAAGGCCUGUCAGCUGUCAGUAGAAGGAUCAUUCGAUGCGGCUCUCAGCCACUAUGGAUACAUCAUAUCCUCGUACACCAACUGCAUCGAAACAAAUCCGCUGCUUCAGAGUCCAGAUGCUUCUUUGGAUGGUUCCAUUGUUAGUCGCCUCAUAACCCUCAUCACUGCAGCACAAGCAAGCCGUUCGAUGCUAUACGUCCUUGGUUCGUUCAGUGAUAAGUACAAGGACAGCAUGAAAGCAAAGGUCAACUUAGCAGAGUUAGAAAAGAUCCUCGAAGGGAACGAAGCAAUGGUUGCCGGGUUCGGGGGCGCUGUGUCCUUGUUAAUGGUUCCGAAGAUGGUCAAUUCAGCUGUCUGGCAGACUAUUGCUGUGCUUCGUAUGAUUUGCGGGGACACGUCGGAUAAUAUCGCCAAUGCAUGGCAUUACGCAGCUGGGUUGGUAGAUGACGAGGAGGAGAAAGCUAAGCUCCAAGGGUUGAAAGAACAUGCCUUAGCAAGUGGCUCCCCGCAUCUCAGGCUCGCAACACGCAUCGAAAUCGCCAAGAUGUACAUGCAGGAUCUCCCUUUCCCAGUAAGGCCGUACGAGAAACACAAACCUGUCAAGAGUACCAGUGUUGUCAAUGAACGGUACAUUCUUCACAAGUUGAAAUACACCGGCCCACUUUACCGCCAAGACAUUCGAAUGGGUGUAGGGAAGCGCAAGCUUCCUGACUCCGACGAGACUGUCAGAUACGGUGACCGGGUCGACGGAAACCACUGCUGGCAGGUUCUGAAUGAUGUCAGGACACAAGUCUUGAGGUUUAGAGGAAGCUACGAUUUCUCGGUUUGGGUUGGCCCAGAAAACUUUUACUUCAAAGGAAGCAACUCUAAUAUGCGUGACAUGGGAAUUCCAAGCCGAGAAUUCGACCCUGGCUAUCCGUUUGAGACUAUUCGUUUCCCCUUUUGA
This is a messenger RNA of Orbilia oligospora ATCC 24927, 1674 nucleotides long. RefSeq lists its product as uncharacterized. The transcript is spliced from 3 exons. The record is from RefSeq and is a predicted model, not a curated record. NCBI's taxonomy places the organism in Eukaryota, Fungi, Ascomycota, Orbiliomycetes, Orbiliales, Orbiliaceae. The coding region runs from base 1 to 1674 and encodes 557 amino acids.